Molecule: messenger RNA, 1647 nt
Organism: Momordica charantia (bitter melon)
Lineage: Eukaryota; Viridiplantae; Streptophyta; Magnoliopsida; Cucurbitales; Cucurbitaceae
Product: 3-ketoacyl CoA thiolase 1, peroxisomal
Biological process (GO): phenylacetate catabolic process; fatty acid beta-oxidation
Cellular component (GO): peroxisome
Molecular function (GO): acetyl-CoA C-acyltransferase activity
Source: RefSeq, a predicted model, not a curated record
UAAUGUAACUACCGCGGCUCGUGGCUGUGGUGUGGCCGACAAAAAGCAUUGCUAAAUUUCCCACGACUUUCUUCGAAAUUUUGAUGGCAAAAACUCUGAAAGCUGCGAUUCCUCUGCAUUCGAACCCUAAGAACUUGGACUCGGAGUGAUUAGCAUCGCCAUUGUAGAGGGAGAGACAGAAAUGGAGAAGGCUCUCAACAGGCAAACCGUUCUCCUCCAACAUCUGCAACCAAACUAUUCAUCUUCUUCGAUUUCUUCUCAGACCCAUGAAUCUGCUUCUCUUUCUGCUUCUGUUUGUGCAGCUGGAGAGAGUGCUUCACAUUCAUACCACCGGACUGCUGCUUUUGGAGACGAUGUUGUCAUUGUAGCAGCAUAUCGUACAGCUAUUUGUAAAGCAAGGAGAGGGGGUUUCAAGGAUACUCCUGCAGAUGACCUUCUUGCAUCUGUUCUAAAGGCUGUGAUUGAGAGAACAAAUUUGAAUGCAGGUGAAGUUGGUGAUAUAGUAGUUGGCACAGUUUUGGCUCCUGGCUCUCUCAGAGCAUCUGAAUGCAGAAUGGCUGCUUUCUAUGCUGGCUUCCCUGAAACAGUGAGCAUAAGAACUGUCAACCGACAGUGCUCGUCGGGCCUUCAAGCCGUUGCUGAUGUUGCUGCUGCCAUCAAAGCUGGAUUCUAUGAUAUUGGCAUUGGAGCUGGGUUGGAGUGUAUGACUCUUGAUAACAUUGGCCGUGUUAAUAGGAACAAUCCCAAAGUAGAUGCCUUUGAACAAGCUCGAGAUUGCCUGCUUCCGAUGGGCAUCACUUCUGAAAAUGUUGCCCAACGAUAUGGUGUGAGUAGGGAAGAGCAAGACCAUGCUGCUGUUGAAUCGCAUCGGCGUGCGGCUGCAGCAACGGCAUCUGGUAAAUUCAAAGAUGAGAUCAUCCCUGUUUCCACAAAGAUCAUCGAACCGAAAUCUGGCAUUGAGAAGGCAGUGACUGUAUCUGUGGAUGAUGGCAUUCGGCCAAGCACAAACCUGGGAGAUUUGGCAAAGCUGAAGCCAGCAUUCAAGAAAGAUGGCUCCACAACAGCAGGUAAUGCUAGUCAAAUUAGUGAUGGUGCUGCUGCAGUCCUCCUGAUGAGAAGAAGCACAGCUAUUCAAAAAGGACUUCCUAUUCUUGGGAUCUUCAGGAGUUUUGCAGCAGUUGGUGUGGAUCCAGCAGUAAUGGGAAUUGGACCAGCUGUUGCAAUUCCAGCAGCUGUUAAAUCUGCUGGUCUUCAUCUUCAAGAUAUUGACCUUUUCGAAAUUAACGAGGCAUUUGCGUCACAGUAUGUGUAUUGCUGUAAGAAACUGGGGCUCGAUUCGAACAAGGUUAAUGUUAAUGGUGGUGCCAUCGCCCUCGGCCAUCCUUUGGGUGCUACUGGCGCUCGGUGUGUAGGUACGCUGUUGCAUGAAAUGAAACGUCGUGGGAACAACUCUCGCUUCGGUGUCAUCUCCAUGUGCAUAGGCUCAGGGAUGGGAGCUGCUGCUGUGUUCGAAAGAGGUGACUCUGUCGACCACCUUUCCAAUGCAAGAACUGCGAUCUAGACUUUUUUGCUUUUACCAUAAGAAUGUGUAUCAAUCGACAACUUUGCACUUGUUUACACCAAUAAAAACUUAUCUUCACCUCUUAA